Aspergillus thermomutatus is the source of this 498-nucleotide messenger RNA. RefSeq names its product putative GPI anchored cell wall protein. Bases 1 to 498 code for a protein of 165 amino acids. Lineage: Eukaryota; Fungi; Ascomycota; Eurotiomycetes; Eurotiales; Aspergillaceae. The record is from RefSeq and is a predicted model, not a curated record. The transcript has 3 exons.
AUGUUCUUCUCGAAGUCUGCUUUCGUUCUCUCAUUUCUGGCACUGGGCAACAUUGUCGCUGCUGCGCAGCCACCUGCCUGCCUUCUCUCGGUUGUAGGAGCUGAGAAGAAUCCCGCCGACCUCAAGGCCGUGUGUAUUACGAAUGGCGAUGAUGUGCAGAAAAACAUCGCGGACACUUGUGGUGAUAGUGAGCAAGCAGCCCUGAAGUGGUUCGCUGAUACCUGCGACGCUGCAGGCUACAACGUUGUUAUCAAAUCCCCCACGACCUCUGGAUCCUCUGCCACCGGUACUUCCACUAAGGGCUCGACAUCGACCAACACCGGUUUCAUCACUGCUACUGCAACUGGCUCUUCUAGCUCUGGAAGCAGCAAAUCCGGAACUUCUAGCUCCAGCGCUGCGUCCGCUAGCCAGACCGUCUCAGCUGGCUCGUCUGAUCGACAGGUUUCGGCAGCAGCCUUUGCGGCUGUCGUCUUCUUCGGCUUUGCUGCGUCCUUGUAA